GAGGCAGCAGACAUCUGUUGCGGGCCCUCUGACAAGGACUACGUGGGACGGUGCACUUCAGGGAGCAUCUGAUGGGAGUAUAAAUGCUCUUUCCAGCUCAUUUGCCUCCCCCACUAAGGUUAACUCGGCGCAGCCUGUUGGCGAAAGGCAACUUUUUGAUCAAAUGGUCAUCUAAGUAUCAGGUUAUUGUAAAGCAUUUUUAAAGACAGAAAAUGCUCUGGGACCUUUUAUUUAGGAAAGCCGUUUUGCUUUUCUGAUGAUUUCGUCGAACUUUCUCUCAGAAUUAGAAGGACAGCAAGAGGAUCUAAAUCAGAUGAGUGAUGAGCUGAAAAAAAUGUGAGCUGAAGAAUUAGUUCUGUCAGCUUGAAUACUGACAGCUGACUCUUUAGUUUCCCUUGGUUUGUUUUGACCCCUGAACUUUCUCCGAGAUGAGCCGCUAAAGCUCUGUGAUGCGAGGUCUCUACCGGCAACACUCUUUGCCUUUUUAGGCACGUGCUGAACAUGGCUGAUUCACUUCCUUUCCAUGAAAGCAAGUGGACAUGAACAUAAUGUCGGACUCAGACGCUGGACCAUAAAUUGAAUUUCCACCUCGAUGCACUCUGAUCUGUUGAUUCUGCACGGACAUGGAAGCAAAGCACUUUCAGCACAUCUAGGAAAUACCUCAGAGGACUCACAAGGCCUGACUUCAUGUUGGAAACCGCUCGAAUCCUCACGGAGUUUAUCAAUGUGUGUCGCCCUUGUUUCCCACAAUCCCGUCAAAGGGUGAAAGUAAAGCAAAUAUUUUUUUGCAGUUCGUUCCAGCAUGGUAUGGUUUCUCACAGCGCAAACUUGGUUUCUCCCUCACAUUUGACGAUUUCUUGUUCGACUCGUUAUUUUUCAACUUUGCGACAAAAUGAUGAACAGAGACUCUCGCUUCCAGCGGAAGACACAUGGCAACUUUUCCACCCGCAGGCACUCAUGCAUUGGCUUUGAUGUGGAGAAUGGAUUGUCGGUGGGCCGCAGUCCCCUGGACGCUCAGGCCAGCCCGAGCUCUGUUGGUCUGGUCCGACAAGCCAACUUUCCUCACAGCCAGCGGCGGGAAUCUUUCCUCUACCGCUCGGACUCAGACUUUGACCUGUCACCCAAAGGUCCUUUGAAAAAUGCUUCCACUGCAAGUGACCUACACACAGAAGACAUGAUUGUCACACCAUUUGCACAGGUCCUUGCCAGCCUGAGGACAGUCCGGAGUAACUUUGCCGUCAUAACUGGCCAGCAAGAUCGGCCAACCAGCAAGACCAGAUCGUCUGGCAGCAACCCGCCGUCCAUGUGCAAUACCAGUCUGGCAGAGGAGCCUCACCAGCAGCUGGCCAUAGAGACUCUGGAUGAGCUGGACUGGUGUCUGGAACAACUGGAGACCCUGAAAACCCGACACUCUGUCAGUGAGAUGGCCUCCAACAAGUUCAAGAGGAUGCUGAACCGAGAGCUCACCCAGCUGUCAGAGACCAGCCGCUCAGGGAACCAGGUCUCGGAAUUCAUCUCAAGUACCUUCCUAGAGAAGCAACAUGAUAUGGACAUCAUGGCUCCCCCCACCAAGGAGGAGAAGAAGAAGCGACCCAUGUCCCAGAUCAGCGGUGUGAAGAAGCCUACGCACAGCCCCAGCCUCGCACCAUCCACCAUCCCUCGCUUUGGGGUCAACGCCACCCAGGAAGGUCAUCUAGCCAAAGAAUUGGAGGAUAUUAAUAAAUGGGGAAUUGACGUCUUUAAGGUCGCCGAGCACUCUGGGAAUCGUCCACUCACAGUCACCAUGUACACCAUCUUCCAGGAGCGCGACCUGCUCAAGUCUUUCAAGAUCCCAGUUGACACUUUCAUUACAUUCAUGAUGACUUUGGAGGAUCACUACCAUGCAGACGUGGCGUAUCACAACAACAUCCAUGCCGCCGACGUUGUCCAGUCAACUCACGUGCUGCUUUCAACACCUGCGCUGGAGGCCGUGUUCACCGAUCUGGAAAUCCUCGCCGCUCUCUUUGCCAGUGCCAUCCAUGAUGUGGAUCACCCUGGUGUUUCCAAUCAGUUUCUCAUCAACACUAAUUCUGAGCUGGCGUUGAUGUACAACGACUCAUCCGUGUUGGAGAAUCACCACCUAGCUGUCGGGUUUAAGCUUCUGCAAGAGGACAACUGUGACAUCUUUCAAAACCUCAGCAAGAAACAGAGACACUCACUGCGUAAAUUAGUCAUUGACAUGGUGCUAGCCACUGAUAUGUCCAAACACAUGAACCUGCUGGCAGACCUAAAAACCAUGGUGGAGACCAAGAAAGUCACCAGUUUAGGUGUUCUGCUUCUGGACAAUUACUCAGACCGCAUUCAGGUCCUUCAGAACAUGGUGCACUGUGCCGACCUGAGUAACCCCACCAAGCCACUUGAGUUGUACCGUCAGUGGACUGAUCGGAUCAUGGUGGAGUUCUUCACCCAAGGGGACAGGGAGCGGGACAAGGGCAUGGAGAUCAGCCCUAUGUGUGACAAACACAAUGCCUCCAUUGAGAAGAGCCAGGUGGGUUUCAUUGAUUACAUCGUCCAUCCUCUUUGGGAGACAUGGGCUGACCUCGUUCACCCCGAUGCGCAGGAGAUCCUGGACACCUUGGAGGAUAACAGAGAGUGGUACCAGAGCAUGAUCCCCCGCAGUCCUUCACCAAAUCCCGAAGGCCCAGAAGAAGGGGGCGUCACUGGAGAAGCCUCGGGGUUUUGUGCGGGCACAGCAUCCACUGACAAGUUCCAGUUUGAGCUGACCUUAGAGGAGGAGGAGGGAGAAUCUGAUGCGGAGAGCCUGCCAGAUGAAGCGGAGGGUAGUCGAGGGACUGAAGCAUCCAGAACUGAUCCUGCCAAAGGAUUCGAUGCCAUAACUGCUCACCUACUCCCUAAAACCAUCGCUGCUGAUGCAACAAGAACGUUUUCCGCACACUCCGAUAAAGACAUGGCAGCAGAAAGAGCGACAGACACGGGAUCAGACAUCAGACUCGACACAUAGCACCCAUCCCAAGUUUCAGCUCCACCUUCACCUUCAGCCUUUUUUUUUUUUUUUUUUUUCUUGAUUUCAGUGCCUCGUCCGUUGUCACUCUGCUUCUCCUCGUCCGCACUAACUUCACCUUUGUUUCCGGAGGUAAGGUGACAGCGAAACCUCUGGAUGAGGAGCACUUGUGUGCAGCUGUGAACGACGUCUGCAGUUGAAGCAGGCACUUGCACUAAAGACAGACUGAGAGACUGAGUCUGGGAGAGGACAGGAAUUCGGGUUUCUCACUGUUUGUUUCUGUUCUGUCAGUCAGACACACUGUGGCUAUUCUACAGAGACCAUGUGACAAGAAAUACUUUCCAGAUUAGGUUGCACCACAAGAAUUGAAUUGAAAUGAAUUGUCUUCCUCGUUUUAGUUUUUAAGUAAAGAUGGUGAGGACGUGGUGAAUGACACGAAAAACACAAUGACGUCAGCUUGAUUCGUUAUUCAACUUGAAUUUGGCUGAGGAUACAUGAAGAGGUUUUGCCUCUCUUUCAAGGUUGAUUCUUAAAUUGUGACAAACUACAGGGGAGUUUACCUAUAGCAAGACAUUUUGCCAAACUAGCAACUUAACGUUGUUUUGCCUGCCUUUGAAAUCUUUGCUAUAUAAUGAUGUUGUCUUUUAAUUAAGAUAACUUGUCAAACCUGUGCCAGAAAAAUGCACACAGAGUGAGAGUGUAGGAAACCUGAAAUUUAGAAGACAUUUUGAGGUACUCUUGUCAUUCUUGUAUGCAUAACUCCCCCUCGCCAGCCAGUCAGUGGAAGAAGAUUAAAGUGAAUAACCUGCCAAAAAGCACGAGCUCUUUUGACAUUGUCCUCUGCCUCCAGCUUGUUACCUCCAUUUCUGUAUCUUUCAGUGGCAGGCUGUGCAUGUGGUACCUUGGCCUUCAGUGAUUUAUCCCACUUAAUCCACCUCUUAAUACCACCACUAUAACGUUGCGAUUAUAGAAGCCAUCAAUUUGAUACAAAUAUGCAACAUAACAGCACACAACUGUGCCACAUACUGUACAUUAUUUAGAGCAGUUCGGAAAAUGAAAUAACCUGACAAAAACAAACAUGUAAAUGAAGUCAAUCAUACUCACCCUAGAUCCUGAUUAAAGGUGACUUGUUUUGCAAGUUGGAGUUCACUGUAGCAAGUUUUCCUCUGACCAACAACCUGACCCUCGGAGGAUGAAUUUGAAAUCUUAUUGGUUAAAAACAAAAACUAUACCGCACUAAUAUAGUUUAGGUUACAUCAGCCAGCACUACUGAUUCUGAAGGCCCUGAGCAGAUUAGAUUAACAUGGCAACACAAAGAGGCUGAAAUCGAACACGCAACACACGUACCGGAAGCAGUGCAGCCAAGAGAAACCCACUCCUGCUAUCUUUAAACUACUGUCAGCAUGAACUCGUUUCAGAACAGCCACAACAAAGUGCUCUGUGUACAUGUUUCCCCCUGGUGUUGAAAAGUAGUCCUUCAUCUUUGGUAUCAAAUUUGCAUGCCCUGCAUGGGAAACACAUUCAAAGUGGGUUCAACUGCAGAUCCCUCUGUCCAAAAAUAUCAGCAAAGUUUCUUCUUUGUUACUAUUUAAACUCUUGUUUUGUUUUUUUU
Phycodurus eques (leafy seadragon) is the source of this 4613-nucleotide messenger RNA. It is a transcript of the gene pde4ca, whose product is annotated as phosphodiesterase 4C, cAMP-specific a. Gene Ontology annotation, biological process: signal transduction. NCBI's taxonomy places the organism in Eukaryota, Metazoa, Chordata, Actinopteri, Syngnathiformes, Syngnathidae. Gene Ontology annotation, molecular function: 3',5'-cyclic-AMP phosphodiesterase activity. The record is from RefSeq and is a predicted model, not a curated record. The transcript is spliced from 15 exons. Bases 893 to 3001 code for a protein of 702 amino acids. Gene Ontology annotation, cellular component: nucleus; perinuclear region of cytoplasm; cytosol.